UUCUAUUAUUAUUAUUAUGUUGUUGUUGUUAUUAUUAUUAUUGUUAUUGUUGUUAUUAAUAAAAAAAUCGAUAAAAGCUUUACUUUGACAAAAAUUUUGCCAAUUAUAUUUUAGCUAUAAUUUUAAUCUUGACAUUUUAUUUGCAUAACAAACACUGACGUAUGAACCUCAUUGCAGCCAAAUAAUUUCAAUGUGCAUUACGCAAUUAAAAUAGUUCUUGAAUAAACGUGCAUUUUUAAUAAAAUAAAUGUUUUGACAGAUUUCUUAUUUUCAAACGCUGCUUUGUGAUUGUCGAGGAGUUAAAGUGAAAGUUGGUGAAUUAAAGAGCGCAUUUUGCACGCUUUGGCUCCGGGGUCCAGAUGAGCCUCAGAAAUGAGCCGAGAUGGAUUCAGGCGAGCAGCUGAUUCUGCCGUCUCCGGCCAGAUGGCUUCUGAACACAGAUUUGCAUUCAUUUUCGCCUAAUAUCUUCCAAAAUAGAGGGGCAGCUGCAUUUGUUGUCAAAUAAGGUUUAAAACUCCUUUUUAGGACGGGAUCGUUACCUACGCGAUGGGAUUGUUGAACUUCUCCAGUCAACAGUAUCAGAUUUAAAGGGAUUUCCCUUAAAACCCUAAUUUGGUAAUCAGAUUGAAAUCGCUUUGGUGUGUAAUUUGUAUUAGAGAAACUGUAGGUUAGGCCUUCGGUUAGCAAACCUGAAAUAUUUAUUAUGGUAUAAGUUAGAUGGAUAGGGUACCUCACUAAUGGUUAAGGAAAUAUGAUAACCAUCAAACAAAAAGAUAUCAAAUUACAUUUUGACAAUAUACAUAAAAGGUUACUAUAGAUGUAUUUAUAAUCAGACACAUCAUUUUAAUUAAAAUUCAAUUUUUAUAACAAUAAUUAUAAACGCGUAUAUACACAUACACAACACGUUUGUGAACAUAAUAAAUAAACAUAAUAAUUAUCAUUUGCGAUUACUGAACAGUAAGAUUUACAUUAAAGUUUACAUUUGGCAUUAAGUGUAUGCAUAGAUCAAAAUCAUUCCGAAUUAAAGGGAAAAAGCAUAUCAAUCUUAAAUUAUCGUAAAAUAUAAUUUUAUUACUUACGUAUUUAAUUAGACGACGAUGCAAUGUGAUGGAUUUUGAGUCGAGGCAAGAGCAACAGCUUAGAUAAUUCACUUAUCUUUGGCAAUAGUCAUUAACCCCCAACACUAGCAGAAUAGAUUGCUCUGUAAAACACAUCUCUCUUCUCCUUUCUCCGUCCAUCCAUCCCUCCCUCCAGCGCACAGGGUCCCCAGAUAACCAACAUCGGACUUCCAUUUUCGCCCAUUAAUUCAAAUAUUAACAUUCAUGCACAUCUUGCCAAUAACACAAACAGCAGCACCUUAGAAAAGAAAAGAAAAUGCGACGCGUUUUGUCGUGAUAACUUAUAAUAUUUUUAUUGCAAAAGACAUCCUACUUGCAGCGCAUGGAAGGAGAGGGUGGACGCAAUGCUUCCCCCGAGUCCUUUCACACUUUCGGAUGUAAUUCUGCAAUCAUUUACAAAAUUAACGCGUUUCCCGAGCUCGUACGCAAGAAGACUGGGAGUUUCGGAUCUCUCCACGCACGCAAACUGUCUUUUAUAAUCUAGAAGUUCAUGUUCCUAUAAUUUAAGACAGGCACUACGCCAUUAUGCAGAUGAGAAGGGUGUUUAGUAUAAGGAGCAUUUACUCUUAAAAUGCCAGUACUCCACACUCCUGUCCGGGAGCCACUUUAUCACAUGAUAAAACCGUGCAAAGUGAUCAAUAGGUUAUCCAAAAUUUUGCUUUCCCUGCCACGCGUUGCCAUUAAGGCACCCAGGGUAUUUAACCCUGUUAUUUGCAUGGUAUUGUGACUACAGCAUGACACGGAUGGUCCAGUAAGAUUUUUAUUAUGAAUAGCAAAAACAGUUGCGACUGCCCCUCCUCUGGGCCAAGCGGAUGGGUGGUCAGUUCUUUCCACCUCAUCUCUCUCUCUCUCUUUUCCCCGUUUGCACUCUAUAAACUUGCAUCAAGAUUAAUCUGAACAGCCCACAUGCAGUAGGUGCAUCACUGACAGCAUUAAAAAAAUUAUAUAUAUAGGCCAGUUUCCAUGCAGUGCCAGGUAUCUGUGUGACUUUCGUUAUCGUUAAUGUUUGUUCCUUUUUAAUAACUUGACAUGCUGUUCAUGUAAAGGGACAGCGAAAUCACAGCGAAAAGCACCAGCAGUGACUCUACUCGCGUACGUACUCACGGUCCAAGCUUAAAGCCCAACGACAGGAAGCGUCAAACCUCUCCAUAUUUGGUCAAAGGCACGCCCACUUGCGCGUCAUCCUCUGACAGCGUGGAUCCCGUGGGUCUGGAGUUUUUGGCUCCCGGGAAAGGUUCCAGUCCUGGGGGAUAGAGGGUUGAGUUUUGUAUGCUUCCAUCCAUUCUGCAAAGACGCGCUAAAGGCCCCUCAUCAUCCUCUCCCGUGUCCGGGAACACCUCCACGGUGAUCAUUUACGCGUUUAUUUGUCUUUUGGAGCCAGAAGUGGUGGAUUCAGCAGUGUCCCGAAGCCUUUUUUGAUGCCGUUGUAAUAGGAUGACAGCAAGCUAAGCGCAUCACCUACAAUACAAAGUUAGAAGAAAUGUUUAACUGAAUUAAAACAAGAAAGAGCAACAAUAUCCCUGCUAUUCGAGCGACUUCUUUUGCUUCUUUCACGGGAGGAUCUCCAUCCGUCCAUCCAAACAAGCUGUUGGAAAGGCUUGAGAAUCUUUACGCACCGAAUCGUUCAUGUGGUGCCAACGCAGGACGGACUGAAGAAGGAACCAGGACUGAGAAUCGCGGGUGCUUUUUUUCCCUCCUUCUUCUCUUUUCAACAAAUCACAAACAAACUCUUAUUGAUAUCCGAAGGGUCUCUUGGAGGAGCGACGCGCCCCUGCUCACAAUCUCAUUUCAUCUCCUUGGCUGGAAGUGGGUUGCACGCGAACUGUUUUAAUGUUUGGGAUUCAGGAAAAUAUACCAAGAGGGGGGACCACUAUGAAAGAGGAACCGCUGGGCAGUGGCAUGAAUUCGGUCCGAUCGUGGAUGCACACGGCUGGGGUGGUGGAUGCGAACACGGCCGCCCAGAGUGGAGUUGGUCUGGCACGGGCGCACUAUGAGAAACAGCCGCCAUCCAACCUCAGAAAAUCCAAUUUUUUCCACUUCGUCCUGGCGCUUUAUGACAGACAGGGACAACCAGUGGAGAUCGAAAGGACAGCUUUUGUGGACUUUGUGGAAAAGGAGAAAGAACCUAACAGUGAAAAAACUAACAAUGGGAUACAUUACAAACUUCAACUAUUGUACAGCAACGGCGUCAGAACAGAACAGGAUCUUUAUGUUCGGUUAAUCGAUUCCAUGACAAAACAGGCAAUUAUUUAUGAAGGGCAGGACAAAAACCCAGAAAUGUGCCGAGUUCUUCUCACUCACGAAAUCAUGUGCAGUCGGUGUUGUGACAAAAAGAGCUGUGGAAACCGAAACGAAACCCCCUCAGACCCCGUCAUCAUCGACAGAUUCUUUUUGAAAUUCUUCCUAAAGUGUAAUCAGAACUGUCUCAAGAAUGCAGGAAACCCACGAGACAUGCGCAGAUUCCAGGUCGUUGUAUCGACAACAGUUAACGUGGACGGUCACGUGUUGGCCGUGUCGGACAACAUGUUCGUCCACAACAACUCAAAACACGGCCGAAGAGCCCGCCGUCUAGACCCCUCAGAAGGUACGGCCACUCCUUAUCUGGACAAUGCAGCUACCCCGUGCAUAAAAGCCAUUAGCCCAAGCGAAGGCUGGACCACCGGCGGAGCCACCGUCAUCAUCAUCGGCGAUAACUUCUUCGACGGACUUCAGGUCGUGUUCGGCACCAUGCUGGUGUGGAGCGAGCUUAUAACACCCCAUGCCAUCCGAGUGCAGACCCCUCCAAGACAUAUCCCGGGCGUCGUAGAAGUUACCCUGUCCUACAAGUCAAAGCAGUUCUGCAAAGGGGCACCUGGCCGAUUUGUGUACACAGCUUUGAACGAACCGACUAUUGACUACGGCUUCCAGAGACUUCAGAAGGUCAUUCCCAGACAUCCAGGUGAUCCGGAGAGGUUGCCCAAGGAAGUGUUGCUAAAGCGUGCCGCUGACCUUGUGGAAGCUCUAUACGGGAUGCCACACAACAACCAGGAGAUCAUACUGAAGAGGGCCGCAGAUAUCGCAGAGGCCCUGUACAGCGUCCCACGUAACCACAACCAGAUCCCGUCCCUCGCCAACACGGCAUCGCACGGCGGCAUGAUGGGCGUCAACUCUUUCGGCAGUCAGCUCGCGGUCAACGUCUCGGAGACCUCGCAAGGUAAUGACUGGGUCGGCUACAGUCGCAACACGAGCAGCGUGUCACCUCGCGGUUACGUGCCCAGCAGCACCCCGCAGCAGUCCAACUACAACACGGUCAGCAACAGCAUGAACGGAUACGGCAACACGGGAAUGCCUAACCUUGGCGUCCCCAGCUCGCCCGGCUUUCUGAACGGGUCCUCCGCGAACUCUCCCUACGGCAGUAAGUAUCAAGUUCCGUCGAGCCCUACCAUGGCAGCCUCUUCGGUCAGCCUCUCUUCAAACUGUAGCAGUACACACGGCAUUUUCUCAUUCUCACCUGCCAAUGUCAUCUCUGCAGUGAAACAAAAAAGCGCCUUUGCUCCAGUUGUCAGGCCCCAAGCAUCUCCACCUCCUUCUUGCAACAGUGCAAAUGGCAAUGGACUUCAAGGUAUGUCCGGCCUGGUGGUCCCGCCCAUGUAAAUUGCACUCCCUUCCCUCGUAAAGCGUCACAGGAUCCGUAGAGGAUUCGCCUCGAAGUCGCCAUUCGCCAUCAGCAGCUAAUUCAGAAGAUAAAGACACUUUGUUUUUCGAAGAUUUUAUUCAAAUUGACAUGCAAGCGGCUUCGUCAUGAACUAUUUAAUUUUAUUGACUGAAUCUCUUGUCAUUUUUCACAUCUCGAAGGAAAAAAAAAAGAAGAAAACGUACCUAUUUUGUAUAAACAUUUCUGGUUUAAGUCUAGUUCUUGCUAUGUGUGGGAUAUGGCAUUGGAUGAAACACUGAAGAACUAAAAAUGUGUAAGAAUGUUUCUCUUUCACGGAUGUGCUUUCUCUGCACAUCUUCAUAAUGUGAAUUCAUUUUCCUGUUUAAUUCUUUUUUGUUCAUUGUUUUUAUUUUUUUGAUUGUGGUAAGAUAAAGGGGGCCAAUAUAUACAGAGCCAAUAAACUGGAAAUAAUAUAAGAUAUAUGAUUUAUAAAUCCGAAGGAAAGGCAAGGAAGAAAUCGUAACAUGGACUUUGUAACUUAUUGUAGGUAGUUGUAACUUUGAUAUGGCAAAAUUCUUCUCUUGCCUUCGACAAGCACACUAACAGAAAUGAAGCGCCACUGUCUGUUGGUUAAAAAAAAGACAAAAAAGAUGAAAAAAUGAAAAGAUUUCCACUGCUAAAGCUUCUUGUAAAGCGAGUGUGACCUGCAAUGUUUUUCAACUUUUUGCUAGCACUGUAUACUAUUGCAUUCUUAGGCUACUGUGAAGUCUGUUUCUUGUACCAGAAAGUUGUCCUUUACCUUCUAGCUCCUUACUCCCUAAUGUGUUUUGUAUGUGGUUAUACAAUUGUAGACUUUUGUGAUUUUGCCAAAGUUGUAGCUAAAUAUUUAUACACUUGUCUUGAAUUUUCCAGAAUCACUUAAAUAUUUAGUACAGAGUUUUAUUCCUGAUGUUAGGAGUAAAAUGGUCUUAUACAUUGCAACACUUUCACACGAACACUUGCGGUCACUGAGGGAAUUUUUUGUAACAUAACAAUUAUAAAUAUUGUAUUUAUCUUUGAAAUUUUGUAUAUUGCUUUCCAUCGUUUUAUUUGAUCGAUCUCACGUGUGUCGUUUUUCAUGGCCGAUAUAUAUAUAUAUUACGAUGAAGGUUUAGCCAAGAAUCAACGCCUACAUACAAUGUUUUGUAUCGAUAUAUUGUAUAUCGUCUACUACGCGUUUCAUUUUGUUACGCCUUCCAUCCGUUUAUUUUUUAUUUGUUUGUAUGUUUAUUUGCAAUUUCAAGGAGCGGUCAAAUCCAUUGUUUAUUUUUAUAUUAAUUUUUAAGUUAUCUAAAAAAAGUACUUUUUUGAAAGAAAACUGUUUGUUGUAUAGUCAAAUAAAUUGUUUGUGUCACCUGACUGUAAUAAUAUUAGUAGCUAAAGUGCAUGUCCUGCCGCCCCAUGGGGGGAAAUCCAAUUGUGGUUGUAAAUUUUGUUUUUGUAGAAUGUAAAAAGUCAUUUUUACCUGCCACCAUGACUUUGCCACAUAACUCGACCGUGUUUACAGGGAUCAAGACUGAAAAAAGGAAAGAAAAAUAUUCAGAAUGGAAAUAUACAUCAGUUCAUAUUGUUUAUUAAAAUAUGUCAGAAAAAAAAACUGCUUCAAGUGAUUCUCCUGAGAGGAACCUUUCUGCUGUUUUAAUGACAAACUUUCACGAUGACUCUCAUUAUUCCAUUCAGAUCAAUGGUGUAAAAAGCACAAACAUUUUUUACUAAAAUAAAAAAAUAAUUAUUGUGACCCCUCAUCUUUUUGGACUAUUUUGUCAGUUUGUCUUUUUUAAACCUUGAUUUUACCCGAUUCCCUCGAACAUUGACGGGGAAUAAAAACAAAUAAAUAGUUUUUUGUAUCAUAUAUUGAAAACGGAUUCUAUAUUGUAAAUGUCAUUUUGUAAGUAAUCCAUGACAACGUAGCAUAGCUCAAAUCACGCCACUUGAUUUUUAUAGUCAUCCCAAAAUCAGCACAUGUGACUCGAUGAUCCAUAAAUCUCCUGAUGUUGUAAAGUUCAGUAGUGUUCAGCUUCUCCUGAUUCAAUCACGGAUGUUUCCUCUUGGCAAUCUGCACGCAAGUUUCCUUUAGCUGCAGGAAGCAAACGCAGUCGACGAUGGGCCGAAAUGAUGAAUGUACAAUGUAUUUGCUUUGUGAUGGCUCAACAAAGCUCGGCCGAGUGAAGGAGCCGACAAGGUCACGUUGAAAGUAAGAAAAGCUCAAGGUUACAUGAAGUGAGUUCACUUUCAUCCGUUCUGCAAUCUGGUUUUGUGUUUAAGUCCAAGUCAUGCAGUUUUACUAAAUGGAAGGAAAAUGUAUAGCUCAUGCAUAAUUUUAUUUCAAUGUUUUAUGACCACGUUUUUACAUUUUAUUGUACAAAGUGCAUUUUACAUAAUAUUUAAUUAAAAUAUUUCUUGUCUGUGA
Molecule: messenger RNA, 7201 nt
Organism: Paramisgurnus dabryanus
Lineage: Eukaryota; Metazoa; Chordata; Actinopteri; Cypriniformes; Cobitidae
Gene: ebf3a
Product: EBF transcription factor 3a
Biological process (GO): regulation of DNA-templated transcription
Molecular function (GO): DNA-binding transcription factor activity; DNA binding
Source: RefSeq, a predicted model, not a curated record